This is a messenger RNA of Phragmites australis (common reed), 1488 nucleotides long. Its product is annotated as GDSL esterase/lipase At5g37690-like. The coding region runs from base 80 to 1219 and encodes 379 amino acids. Lineage: Eukaryota; Viridiplantae; Streptophyta; Magnoliopsida; Poales; Poaceae. The record is from RefSeq and is a predicted model, not a curated record. Gene Ontology annotation, molecular function: hydrolase activity, acting on ester bonds. The transcript is spliced from 6 exons.
GGCGGCUUACACAUCACCAUUCACCAAGACAACAGGGAGACAUUGAUCACCACGAAUCAGCCAAGUACAAUUCACAGCAAUGGAAGCUCUCGCCGUCGUGGUUGUGUCUGUUGCCGUUCUCGCGCACGCAACAGUCACCGGCGCAGCUUCGGCGCCAUUGGCGACGCCGACGACGACAACCAAGGGCCCGGUGAUCUAUAUUUUCGGCGACUCGAUGUCGGACGUGGGGAACAACAACUACCUCCUCCUCUCCAUCGCCAAGUGCAACUACCCCUGGUACGGCAUUGACUACAAGAACGGCUACCCCACCGGGAGGUUCACCAAUGGCAGGACCAUCGGUGACAUCAUGGCCGCCAAGUUUGGCGUCCCGCCGCCGGUGCCGUUCCUCUCCCUGUAUAUGACCGACGACGAGGUCCUCGGUGGUGUCAACUUUGCGUCCGGCGGCGCCGGAAUCCUCAACGAGACCGGCAUUUACUUCGUUCAGUACCUGUCGUUCGACAACCAGAUAUCGUCCUUCGAGCAGAUCAAGAACGCGAUGAUCGCCAAGAUCGGCAAGAAGGCCGCCGAGGAGACUGUCAAUGGCGCAAUCUUCCAAAUCGGACUCGGGAGCAACGAUUACGUCAACAACUUCCUGCGGCCGUUCAUGGCUGACGGCAUCGUGUACACCCACGACGAGUUCAUCGGCCUCCUCAUGGAGACCAUGAACCGGCAGCUCACGAGGCUGUACGAUCUUGGCGCGCGCCAUAUCUGGUUCAGCGGGCUGGCGCCGCUCGGCUGCAUCCCAUCGCAGCGCGUCCUCUCGGACACCGGCAAAGACUGCCUCGACGACGUGAACUCGUACGCCGUCCAGUUCAACGCCGCGGCCAAGAACCUGAUCGAAGGGCUGAACGCCAAGCUGCCGGGCGCGCGCUUCUCGCUCGCCGACUGCUACUCCAUCGUCAUGGAGCUCAUCGACCGUCCCCAGAAAUACGGGUUCAAGACGUCGCACACGUCGUGCUGCGACGUGGACACGACGGUGGGGGGCCUGUGCCUGCCGACCGCGCAGCUCUGCGCCGACCGCAAGGCAUUCGUGUUCUGGGACGCGUACCACACCUCCGACGCCGCCAACCAGGUCAUCGCCGACCGCCUCUUCGACGACAUGGUCAGUGCCGGCUCCGUGGUGCCGGGCAACGGCACCUCCGGGCCCCGCGUCGUGGGCGCGAAGACGCCCAAGCCGUGAUCACCCGAGCCGAAGGACCGACCGUCCGACGUCGUUCGUGCUACGGUUUACGGCAUGGAAGCGCCUUUUCGUGUGGCAACUCCGACUCGUGUGUUCCAUUAGUCCCCUAGUGUUCCAAACGUUCAUGUACUCCGUGCAGUUAAGCAUCUGUGUUCGAUGAUCUAAACAAAGAAAAGAACAGAGUGAAAUCGCAGCGCCGAGAUUAUAGCACAUUUUCUGUGGCAAAAGCAUGAGACAAAGUUCUAAAGUUUCAGACAUCUACAUCUCCA